Molecule: messenger RNA, 963 nt
Organism: Trichomycterus rosablanca
Lineage: Eukaryota; Metazoa; Chordata; Actinopteri; Siluriformes; Trichomycteridae
Product: GTPase IMAP family member 9-like
Exons: 3
Coding region: 160-861 (233 amino acids)
Molecular function (GO): GTP binding
Source: RefSeq, a predicted model, not a curated record
UAAGAUUUUUAGGAAUCUCAAAGCGAACACGACACAUACACAGAGGAAAAAAAUACAGAAGCUAUAAUAUUGAUCCAUCAUCUUCAACAGGAAGCUGUGCACCUGAUUCCACAAUAUCAGAGAGCUCCAGUAAGAGAUCCAGAGAUCAGAUCUGCUGAAAUGAACCAGGAGGAACGGAUGAUCGUGCUGCUGGGGAGGACUGGUGCUGGGAAGAGUGCAACAGGAAACACCAUCCUGGGGAGAAAUGCAUUCAAAUCAGAGAGAUCUUUAGAUUCUGUAAGAGAUCGGAUUCAAUGUGCAGAAGCUGUGAUAAGAGGAAAGUUCAUACAUGUGGUUGAUACACCAGGAUUCUUUGACACAAAACUGCCACAAAAUAAAAUAGCAUUAGAGUUGUACAGGAGUGUUUAUCUCUCACAACCAGGAGUUCAUGCUUUCAUUCUGGUUUUUAGGUUUGAUACAUUUACAGAACAGGAAGAGGAAAUUAUUAAGAGGUUAAAGAAGGCUUUUGGUAAACAGGUUUUAGAUCACACAAUUCUUUUGUUUACUUAUGGUGAGGGUGUAAGAGAGGAAAUUAUAGAUAAACAAAUAAGCAGGAAUGAACAUCUCAGAAGGGUGUUAGAUCAGUGUGGAGGAAGAUUUCACAUCUUUAAUAAUGCAGAACCACAGAACAGACAGCAGGUCACUGAACUUCUGCAGAAGAUAGACACGAUGGUGCAGCAGAAUGAAGGAGGAUUUUAUACUAAUGAGAUGUAUGAUAAAGCAAACAGUUCAUGCUGGGAAAUAUUCUGGCAAACAUUAAAACUUACACAGUUUUCAGAGCAGAUGAAGAGUAGGAGUAUGGAGCAGUUGCAUCUGAUGUAGGAAGUAGUUGCUGGUGGUGGUGGAAUCAGAAAACUGCAGAACCCCUGUAAAGUGAAGUAGCUUUAAAUUAAUGAGAGAUUAAAAUCACAAGGAGACACAGAG